Messenger RNA from Entrophospora candida, 880 nucleotides. The record is from the annotation of a GenBank genome assembly. NCBI's taxonomy places the organism in Eukaryota, Fungi, Glomeromycota, Glomeromycetes, Entrophosporales, Entrophosporaceae.
AUCUCGUCAAUCAACGAGAAUAACAAAAGUAAUAGCCCAUCCUUCAAGAGCGAUCGAAAUUCAAUUUGAAAAACCAUCUUUUUCCUACAAAGCUGGUCAAUAUUUAUUUUUAAAUGUUCCUGACAUCUCUUCCUUUCAAUGGCAUCCUUUCACCAUCACUUCUGCACCUGAUGAUCCUUAUGUUUCAUUACACAUUCGUCAAGUUGGUGAUUUCACUAAUAAACUUGGUGAAAUACUUGGCUGUCAAGAGGCUUCUUCUGCUGAUAAUAAAUUUGACUUCAAGAAAGUUUUACCUUUAAUUAGAGUUGAUGGUUCUUAUGGUGCUCCCGCUGAAGAUGUAUUCAAUAAUGAAAUUGCUAUAUUGAUUGGUUGUGGUAUUGGUGUGACUCCAUUUGCUUCAAUCCUUAAAAAUAUUUUCUACCAGCAUAAAUUUAAACGUCCUUCAAAACUUAAACGUGUAGAAUUUUUCUGGAUUUGUCGUGAGACUGGAUCGUUUGAAUGGUUCCAAUCUUUAUUGAAGACACUAGAGGAUUCACAAUUAGAAGAAGGUUUCUUAAAAGUUCACAUUUAUCUCACCUCUAAACUACGUGAAUCGACAAUUCAAAACAUCAUAAUCAAUGAUGUGUCAAGUUCUUAUGACCCGUUAACUGAUUUGGAAUCUAGAACUUGUUAUGGCAGACCAAACUUUAAUUAUAUCUUUAGUCAAUUGAAAAAAGCGAUUGAAACUGGUAGAUAUUUACCAGGAAAAGAAAGCAGCUUAACGACAAAUGUUGGUGUCUAUUAUUGUGGUCCUACUCCUUUAGCUAAAAGCCUUAAAGCUGAAUGUAAACUUGCUAAUGAUGAUGGAAUAAACUUCCGUUUCCGUAAAGAACAUUUUUAA